GUACGUUCUACAUUCUGAUCCGAGGAUCAGCUGGAGGCAGCAAUAAACAGAGGAAAACCUGCAGCGGAAGAAAACAAAAAUAGAGUAGAGGAGGAAAAAGCUGCAGAUGUUAUGAUCUAAAAUACAAACAUCAGUGUAAACUUUUUACACGAAGCCCUUCUUCUGAGAAGAAAGCCUUUUAUUUUUGUAUAAUGGUGUUUUAACUACCUCACAUAAAGGCUAUCUAAAGCUAUGCUUUAAGAGUUGUCGUUUCUACUGUGUGUGAGAUCUCGUUUACAACUUGAAAAAAAACACUGCAAAGGCAGGCCUUUGCUCUAAACCAAGUGAAACCUUACAUUUGCACUACAGAAGCCUCUCCACCCCUGUUUGACAAAACCAACAUCCUGCAAGGGGCUUCAAGUGAAAAAAAAAGAAAGAAAAAUCAGACAAAGAAAAGCAUAAACCUUAAAGUUAUACAAACAAGAAAUUCAAAAAGGCAGCUACAGCUUUUUCUUUGUGGACGACAAUAAGCACCAGAGUCACCAAUCAACACUUGACUAUACCGGCAGCCAUGUUUCAGCGUCUUAGCAACCUGUUGUUCGGGGAGGUGGAAGAGGUGGCAGCUGAGCUGAAGGGACCCAACCCAUGCGUGACGGAGGCCGACGAGGAGGGAUGGAUGCUCGUCAACCUGCCUGCAGCAUCUGAGUGCGUGAUGCAGGUGGAGGAUGAGACGGUAACCCCACUCAUUGCGCAAUCAUCCCCAGAUAAUAACCUGUCAAACCAUCAAGACACACAUACGAGGACUGAAUGCCCGGCGCCCAGUCCCCAACCACCCCACAAGCGUCGUAGGACACUUAAAGGUCGGGCACGGGGUGCAGUAGCAUCGUCUGACCCGCUGGCUUGUCCUAGCCCUAGCCCAUCAGACCUGGGGGUCAUUACACCUGUGUCCAUGCCAAGACGGACCAGACUGUCCACGCCCUCCUCCACCCCGUCGAUGUCCCCAGGCUCUGGGAGUGAGUGUGGGGGCAGUGGGCGUAGUAGUAAGGCAGGCUCAGAGAGAGGCUGCAUGGAUGAGAGUUGGUUUGUCACCCCUCCCCCCUGUUUCACUGCAGAGGGAGCCACAGCGGAGGCCAGCCCGAUGGAAGACCUGCUCAUAGAGCACCCCAGCAUGUCUGUGUACGUCUCCCCGAACAACCUGUCUAUGGUCUCCAACAGCAACCUGUCUGUGGUGGGAGAGGAAAGCAUCGUCAGCCUCGCAGGCAGCGUGAGCCGGGCGGCCGAACCGGCUGCUGCCCCCGCUGCUCACACCACCAUGCCCACCAGGGUGAGCCGUGGAGCAGCUGCCCAGGCGGGAGCCCUGGCCAAGGUCACCCAGGUGGCCAGGGUCCAGCGUAGCAAAGCCCGCACUGAGCGGCGCCAUCUGGGCCGCAACCGCAUCCAACGCCAAAACCGCACCAGGGAACAGGUCCCUCGCCACGCAGCCCACGCCAGAAACACCUUCCUUCACCAGCCCAGCAAGCGUAACUUCUGCCACUAAACUCCCUAGCAACCAGGGGGGCAUCGUUUACUCUGAGGGCAUUAGUAGUGCAUAGCCAACUUAGGACACACAUGAUUACAUAUAGCAUGUUCACACACGGCAUAUUUGCUUUGAUUUCUGCAAAUUAUAUCAUAAUACCCUCAGAUACCAGUAAACCACUGACUAACUAAGUGGUAGUUUGCUGCUGUUACGAACCGAGCCCUCUGAGUAAGCUUAUGUAGACCCUGAUUAUACUUCUUGUCCAUUGCAGUAUCCAAACAAAAAAAGUCUUCAGAAUAUUUAUACAAGUUAAACGUAGUAAUAGUAAUGUCAAAAAAAAAACAACUAAAAAGUUAAGUUCUCUUAAUUUUCUGUCCUAUCUUAGUAAUUUCUUUCUCCUUUCUUUCAUUCUUCCUCAAAGCAUGUUUUUUUUAAUCAAUUUAACUCUUAAAUCUUCAAAAUAAUUUUACUUUGCUCUGAUUGGAGGAUUUAAGUGUUCUGGUGGAAGUGUCGCAAAACAGAGAUGCAGUUUUUUGUCUUUUUUUUGUUUUACAGCAAAAACAUCCCAUCACAUCUUCAAGGCUUUUAUGUUGGGUGGGGGGCAGAUCAUGUCAAAAUGCAGCUUUAUUUUCAUUCAGACGAGAUGAAAGCAUUAUACCGUGAGUGACGAGAGCGAGAGGAAAACAUCCCCAGGCAUUUGUUUCUCUCCGGCUGGGCUCGCCGCCGCCGAAGUUCAAAGACGGUGGCGAGGGAAUGCGGCGCGACACGUUUUCACCGAGAGGAAACAAAACUGUUGCGAGAUUCCUCUCGCCUCGCCUUGUGAAGGGUAAGAGCAGGUUGAAGAUGGUGAGAGGGCGUGCAAAACAGACUAAAGAGUAAAAGGAAACAAUUAAUUAAAUGUAGAUUGUUUAGAAAUAAUGUAGUUAUGAAGAAAUGAUCAUAGGAAAGUGUGAUGUAACCCACUGCGCAGAUGCUGAAUCUUGAUAUUAAACCUUAUUGGACGAUGUUUUGCAUAUCCAGAUGCCUUCAUUUGGAUAAUGAAUAGUCCGUUUGUAAACAUAAUGAUAGGUGUCAUGAACACCUAUAAAAUCCUCCCUGAUAAGGAAUUUGGUGGAAGGGCUUGCCUGUGGGUUACAGGGCGUGGCAGGUUAUUGGAAAGUGCAGAGCGGUAUCGACGGAAACUCUUUAUUUUGUUUUGUUGCACGGUUUUCUUGCAAUUUGUUUUUAAAACGACAGUUUGCGGCCUCUUUGUUUUUUGUCGCGUUUCCACCAGAACAGGAAGUAAAACCCCCAUCAGGCAAAGCGAAAGUAGACAUUUGGUUUUUAAAGUCAACGAAUCAUAAAAUUCUCACUGCGGAUCAUUAACCUUAAAUCAUUAAUCGCUUCCUCCGUGAUCCCAAGCACCGCGCCCGGCACACACCAGUCAUGUUUUCUCCACCGUGUGUGCUGCGAUCCUACAUCAACCACGUGAACACCAAAAAAAAAGUGACAUCAUCCAUUGUACACAUCAGUCCGAUUUGUGUGUGAGUUUCUUUUUUUUUUCUUGUUUUUCUUUCAACCAUUGACUUCACUGAGACAACUGUUCGGAGAACAACGGGCAUCUUCCUUCCACAUUCAACCCUUUCGACAUCUUGCUCAUGGAUGUGCAAACACGUUACUGUCUUUCUCGUUAGCACAUCCCGCUCUGAGAGUGUCCACUUACUUAAGAUCCAGCUUACUGAUAUGUAUUCAACAACAAUAGUAAACAAUGGUGCUGAAGUGUAUACUAAUGUUUGUAAAUUAUUUGAGACAUGGAUGUAAGUUUGCACUGUCAUACAUUUUGUGAGUCAAAAGUUUUAGCAGCGUGCCGUGUGCUUGUUGUUGUUUUUUUUUCUUUUGUGGUAUUUUUUCUUUUCUUUUUUCGUUUCAGACUGCGUGUGAGAAGAUGUACCGACGUGUUAAAUGCUAGAAACUCCUUCAAAAAAACAAAAAACAAACACAUGAAUAUUGGUCAUUUGUUUCUCUUGUAAAUAUUAAAAAAAAGGAACACUUUA
Messenger RNA from Mugil cephalus (flathead mullet), 3528 nucleotides. RefSeq names its product tumor protein p53-inducible nuclear protein 2 (gene tp53inp2b). Gene Ontology annotation, cellular component: nucleus; autophagosome. Gene Ontology annotation, biological process: positive regulation of DNA-templated transcription; autophagosome assembly. NCBI's taxonomy places the organism in Eukaryota, Metazoa, Chordata, Actinopteri, Mugiliformes, Mugilidae. The transcript has 4 exons. The coding region runs from base 551 to 1516 and encodes 321 amino acids. The record is from RefSeq and is a predicted model, not a curated record.